Trematomus bernacchii (emerald rockcod) is the source of this 7778-nucleotide messenger RNA. RefSeq names its product phospholipase D1b (gene pld1b). Gene Ontology annotation, molecular function: phosphatidylinositol binding; D-type glycerophospholipase activity. Gene Ontology annotation, biological process: phosphatidic acid biosynthetic process; regulation of microvillus assembly; intracellular signal transduction. Bases 552 to 3665 code for a protein of 1037 amino acids. NCBI's taxonomy places the organism in Eukaryota, Metazoa, Chordata, Actinopteri, Perciformes, Nototheniidae. The record is from RefSeq and is a predicted model, not a curated record. The transcript has 26 exons.
AGUGCAGACCAAAUCAUGUUGCCGUAUUUUUGGAUUCUUCCCCAGAAUCUGCAGUUGAACUUAUUGAAGCUGCUGAAAGUCUUUUUGUGCUUGCAGAGUUUUAAGCUUGUGGAUGUUUAUUCUUUCUUACCUUGGCAGUUGUAAUCUUUUUUGUUUUGCACUUCCACUGACAUUGUUCCUUUGCCUGCACAAUGUGCAUUUCACAGUGAUUUUGUCGAAACGCUGCUCUUUCUGCAAGAUUGUUGUGUAAUGAUGUGGCCGAUUUGGGGAACGUUUUCAAAAUGUUAAGUGGCAGACUCUGACGGGAAGUCUGAGGAAAGACUUAAUUUAUUUAUUCUGUUUGUGGAUGGGCGUGUGUGUAAGGAUGGGCGUGUGUGCGAGUGUGUGUUAGAAGGACCUGCUCUUCCAGUCUCUGUGUGGAGACGUACCGGUAAUUCGUUUGACACAAGUGAAAUGGGACAAAGUUGACUCACCAUAGAAACGGACUAAUAGGCUUGGUUCUUGUUCUGGCAGUGCACAGGUGAGCCCGGGGCUCCACACUGAGUGCUGACAUGCUGCGUCAAUCCGAGCCGACCAGCAGCACCCUGCAGCUGGUGGCCAACGACAUGACGGGCAUCAUGGAGAAGCUGGACGACCGCGAGCUGGACAUGGAGGAUGGAGAGUACGACACCACGGACGAUCACCUCUCAGCCGAGCGUCUUCCUUUCAAGGCGAUCUACCAAAUGGUGGCCUUCAAAGAGUCGGCGGCCAACGUCUUCCUGUCGUCUCCGAUUACCGCUAAGAUCCUGGAGGUGGAGCGCUUCACCUCGGCUCAGGACCGCUUCAACGUCACCGCGCAGAGGAGCGUCAACAAGUCGCUGCCGGCGGUGUUUAAGAUCGAGAUGAAGCACGGGGAGUUCACGUGGCUGGUGAAGAAGAAGGAGAAACACUUCAUGGAUCUGCACAGAGAGCUGCGGACGUACAAAACCUUCAUGAGGCUGCCGCUGCCCAAACGCAGCCACACGGUGAAGAGGCAGGCGGUCACGAGGAGCGAGGGGGGGCAGAUGCCGAACCUCCCCCGAGUGGGAGGAGAGGAUCUGGAGAGGGAUGACCAGGUCUCCAGCCGAAGGAAACAACUGGAAGAUUACUUGAAUAAUCUGCUAAAGAAGCCGAUGUACAGGAACUACCACGCAACGAUGGAGUUCAUUGACGUCAGCCAGUUGUCCUUCAUCCAUGAUCUGGGACCAAAAGGCUUAGAAGGAAUGGUGCUGAAGAGAUCUGGCGGACAUCGGAUCCCCGGGCUGAACUGCUGCGGGCGCAGCCGGAUGUGUUACCGCUGGUCCAAACGCUGGCUGGUGGUGAAGGACUCGUGCCUGCUCUACAUGAAGCCGGAGUCGGGGGCCGUCUCCUUCGUGAUGCUGUUCGAUAAAGAGUUCAGCAUCAAGAUGGACUCCAAAGACACGGAGACCAAACACGGAAUCCGCAUCGACAGUCUCUCCAGAUCUUUGGUGUUGAAGUGCAGCAGCUACAGACACGCCCGCUGGUGGGGUCAGGCCAUCGAGGCCUUCGUUAAGAAACACGGCGCCGCCUUCCUAACCGACCACCGCUUCGGAUCCUUCGCCAGAGAAGAAGUAAACAUCCCGGCUAAAUGGUAUGUGAACGGAAAAUCAUACAUGGAGGACGUUGCAGAUGCUCUUGAAGAAGCCAAAGAGGAAAUAUUCAUCACAGACUGGUGGUUGAGUCCAGAGAUCUUCCUGAAGAGGCCGGUUGUGGAGGGAAACCGCUGGCGUCUGGACUGCAUCCUGAAACGCAAAGCGCAACAAGGUGUGCGUAUCUUUGUGAUGCUGUACAAAGAAGUGGAGUUAGCUCUGGGAAUAAACUCCGGAUACAGCAAGAGGACGCUGCUGCACCUCCACCCCAACAUCAAGGUGAUGCGUCACCCGGACCACGUCUCCUCGGCUGUCUACCUGUGGGCGCAUCACGAGAAGAUCAUUGUGGUCGACCAAUCGGUGGCCUUCGUGGGAGGGAUCGACCUGGCAUAUGGUCGCUGGGACGACAGGGAGCACAGGCUGACCGACGUUGGGAGUGUGACACUCUCACACCAGGCUGAAGCGGCAUCUCCAAACAUGGCUGCUCCAGCUAACGGCAGCGGCGGGGGGGCUCCCGAAACUAACGGGAAAAGCAUUUUCACGGUGAUGGACUCUGUGGACCAGCCCCGGCUGAAAGGGCAAGGCAGACUGAAGAGGACGAGGUUCAGCAUCCGGAGACACCUGCAGAAACACGGGCUGGCCUCGGCAGACAGCGACAGCGACCUGGAGGACGAAGAGAUAAGCAGCUCGCAGCGCAGUCUGCACACGGGCGUCGGGGAGUUAUUCGGAAACACGCGCUUCUGGCACGGAAAAGACUACUGCAACUUCGUGUACAGGGACUGGAUUCAGCUGGAAAAACCUUUCGAUGACUUCAUAGACAGACACACAACUCCCAGAAUGCCUUGGCACGACAUCUCCUCAGUGGUCCACGGGAAAGCAGCUCGAGACGUGGCCCGACACUUCAUCCAGCGCUGGAACUUCACCAAGAUUAUGAAGCCGAAGUAUCGCUCUCUGUCGUUCCCGUAUCUGCUGCCCAAAUCUCACACCACCGCCGAAGAGCAGCGCUACCAAGUACCCAACUGCAUCCCCUCUAAAGUGCAGAUCCUACGCUCAGCCUCUGAUUGGUCGGCUGGCAUCAAGAACCACGAGGAGUCCAUCCACAACGCGUACGUGCAAGUCAUCCUGAACAGCCAGCACUUCAUUUACAUAGAGAAUCAGUUCUUCAUCAGCUGUUCAGACAACAGACACGUGUUCAACAAGAUAGGAGACGCUAUUGCACAGCGCAUCAUCCAAGCAUUCAGGGAGGGUAAAAAGUACAGAGUGUACCUGGUGACGCCUCUGCUGCCUGGCUUCGAGGGAGACAUCAGCACCGGAGGAGGCAGCGCUCUCCAGGCCAUCAUGCACUUCAACUACAGGACGAUGAACCGAGGAGAGCACUCCAUCAUUUCACAGCUGCACAAAGAGAUGGGAGACCAGUGGAUGAACUACAUCUCCAUCGCUGGUCUGAGGACUCACGCUGAGCUGGAGGGGAAGCUGGUCACGGAGCUCAUCUACGUCCACAGCAAGAUGCUCAUCGCAGACGACAACACCGUCAUCAUCGGUUCUGCAAACAUCAACGACAGGAGCAUGCUGGGAAAGAGGGACAGCGAGGUGGCGGUGAUCGUGGAGGACUCGGAGAUGGUGCCGUCGGUGAUGGACGGGCAGGAGUACCAGGCGGGAAAAUACGCCCUGCAGCUGCGCCUCGAGUGCUUCAGGAUGAUUUUGGGCGCCAACACGGACCCCUCCAUCGACGUGUCGGACCCCAUCAGCGAGAAGUUCUUCAAAGAGGUGUGGACGGCCACCUCCGCUCGCAACGCCACCGUCUACCAGAAGGUGUUCCGCAGCCUACCGUCCUCUGACGUGCGGAACAUUCUGGAUCUGGAGGGCUUCCUGGCCGUGCCCGGUCUGUGCACCGAGGACCCGGUGCGGGCUCGGGAGAAGCUGAAGAAGAUCCGCGGCUUCCUGGUCCAGUUUCCUCUCGACUUCCUGUGUGAGGAGAACCUGCUUCCUCCCAUCGGGUCCAAGGAGGCCAUGAUGCCCAUGGAGGUGUGGACCUGAGGAGGAAGAACCCCAGCCUAUACGGUCAUGUGUUCACACUCAGCAAGAGUAAGGCCUUCAGGUGGAUCAAAACACACUCUGGUGACAUUUUGGAGGUCAAAGUGGCAGAAAACUGCUUUUUUGUUUUGUUUAAGCCCAAAAGUUAUUUGUAUAGCAGGCAAGAGAGAUAAAAGCCUUAUAAGUAGUUAUUAUAAGCAGAUGUUUGAUAUCCUUUUUUUUAUUUGGGUUGUAAUUGUUAUUUAUUAUUAAUGUAAGUGGUAAGAUGAUCAAGCAGAUAAUAAACAAACUUUGGACAAGUAAAUGAAGGUAAAAACGUCAAACUAAAAUCCUGUAAUCUCGAUUAUAAACAUCCAUCACUUUUUAAAGACUGACUUCAUCUCUAAAUAGUGGUUUAAGAUAAUCUGGAUAAACUGUUUUAAUAUUUUUUAAGUCAGCGGUGCCAAAAUCGUCUUUUAUUUUAGUUUUAAAUGCAAAAUUGUACAACAAAUAUAACAGCAGAAACAGCAAUUGAAUUUGUAUAUUUUUCUAAUUAAUUUAAAUAUUAACUUUGGCCUGUAAGCCCCAAGUUGGUGUUUCUUUCCCUGUUGGAACUACUAUUUUCGGGUGGAGCCACAAUCUAAGAUAUUAUUCCAAGGGGACCAAUAAUACAAAUAUACUCCAAGUUGUAAUAAAGCAAAGUUUUCCUUUUAAGAUGUUCAGGGUCACAGCUGCUGAUCCUAGAGAAGAUCUACCUGUAACACUUGAACAACAGUUAAAAAAUGUUGUCUUUAUUAAGGAAAAUAGUAAAUCUAUAUUUUUUUAGUUUUUCUGUUUGCCGCCAGCAAUGACUUCCAAAAUGGCGUUAGCUGUGGUUGUGGACAGAGCCUCAGUACCAGCAGUGCCACUGAAUGCACAUGAAUUACAUUACACUUAAAAAACAAAUGCAGAGACUUUCAGAACUCAUAUGCAUAAAUAAUACAUUAUUGUUAUAAAACACACAUUUACAUGCAAACACAGCAAGAAGUGGACCAGAAGACUCUGCAGUCCCUGGACUAAAGUUUACAGAAUAUAGAAGAAGAAGAAAGGUAAAAAUGGAUCCUCACCAUCAGAAUAUCACUUUAUCUCCUUUUUUAAACGUUUCGCUCCUUCUUUCUCCAACAACACUAUGCAACGUGUAGGACUGGCAAAAGACACUAAAAUAACUUUAACUACCUGCACCUCAGCCACCUGGCAACGCACCCCCAGCGCCGCGCCUCUCCCAUUGCAACCUCUCCUCCUUCUCCCCUGUGGAUGCUCUCCAACUGGCCAAACUGGUCAGCUCGGCCAAGACCUCCACCUCCACCUGCUCCCUGGACCCCUUGCCCACAGCCCUGGUCAAGGACUGCCUACCCACCCUCUGUCCUUACAUGGUGGUCAUCAUCAAUGCUUCUCUGGCUCCUGGUAUAGUCCCCACCAGCUUCAAAAUGGCCUCAGUCACCCCCAUCCUCAAAAAACCUGGCCUGGACCCCGACGACCUCCACAACCACCGGCCGAUCUCCGACCUUCCCUUCCUAAGUAAAACUCUGGAAAGAGUGGUCGCCGGCCAACUCCAUCUGUACAUGUCCAACCAUGAGCUCUAUGAGCCCUUCCAAUCCGUCUUCAGACUUCAACACAGCACUGAGACCGCCCUCAUCAAGAUCACCAACGAUCUCCUCAUUGCUGCUGACUCUGGCCGCCUCAGCAUCCUCAUCCUCCUGGACCUCUCUGCAGCGUUUGACACCAUCUCCCACACCAUCCUCCUCACCCGCCUAUCUGACCUCCUAGGUGUCACUGGCACAGCCCUGUCCUGGUUCACAUCCUACCUCCAUAACAGGGAACAGUUUGUAACCAUCAAUGGCUGAAAUUCACCCCCGGCCCCAGUCAAUCACGGUGUACCCCAGGGCUCUGUGCUUGGCCCCCUCCUGUUCACCAUUUACAUUACGUCAAGUCUGUUACCAAAUUGGCCUUUUUCCAUCUAAGGAACAUUGCCAGACUCUGACCGUCACUCUCGGAGUCGGUUGCAGAAACCCUAGUCCAUGCGUUUGUUACCUCCCGCUUGGACUACUGCAAUGGUGUCCUGUUUGGGGUCCCCAACAAAACCCUGGUCAGGCUCAGGUAUGUUAAAAACUGUGCUGCCAGGGUACUCAAACAUACAAAGCCGUGGCAGCACAUCACUCCCACCCUCAUCCACCUCCACUGGCUGCCGGUCAGUCCCACAUAUCCUACAAAGUCCUCCUCCUCACAUACAUGUCCCUCCAUGCCCAUGCCCCCCAGUACCUAUCGGACCUUCUUCGCCCACAUGCCCCACCCCGGAACCUGCGGUCUUCAGACUCUGGCCUGCUUACCACCUCCCGCACCAACCUGCGAACCUUCGGGACAGAGCCUUCAGUGUGGCAGCCCCCACCCUCUGGAACGCUCUCCCUGCAGAGAUCCGCAACAUCCCCACGCUUGACGCCUUCAAAAGGGCCCUCAAGUCCCAUCUGUUUGCUAAGUCCUUUGGCCCCUAAUCUAUUUGUCGUUUUGUCUGUCUGACUGUUUGUCUGACUGCCUUUUGUUUUGUUAUGUUUGUUCCUACUGCUGUUCUUCUUUGUAAAGCGACCUUGGGUCUCAUGAAAGGCGCUAUAUAAAUCCAAGCUAUUAUUAUUAUUAUUAUUAUUAAUGAAGAAGCCGGAUGUCGCCAUUUUGUCUCAUAUUUCUGAAGACUUGCUUUUAAUAUUUAUGUCCAAAGUGCCAAAGAUGAAAGACAGUUGCCUGAUGUUGAAACAGAACAUCCUUUAUUUUACAUUCCUCAUACUGUGGAUCUACGUUAAGCCUUAAGUGACCUGUUUUUAUGCUGUUUGUAGCUUUUUAUUUCACCAGUCUGUAAUUUCCUGAUCGGUUUACUGGAAAGAACUGUAAAGGGGAAAUGUGUUUUCUCUUUUUUUGCUUUCCAAUAAACUGCCAGGAAAUUGCAGAAGUCUAUAAAGUGCUAUGGUUCCUUUUUAAAACGACAUAACCCAUAUAUUCAUGCAUGAUAAGUUUACUACGAUGCUGCGUUUCAUUUGAUGUCAGAACAUGGGAAUACAUAAGCAACAACCAACUUUAGUCAACAGGAAACAUUUGUUUGUUUGGUUAAGUUUUCGCAUUCUCCAGUAAGUGCAAAUGUUAUCAACAGCUUUGGCACCUUGAGUUUCUGCUGCUCCCUUGUGGCCAAAACAUCUGCUUUUGCAGGUUUUUGUGGUUAUAUCAAGCUAAUUGAAGUUUAACUUUGAUAGUUUUUUUAAAGAUACAAACGAUAGCCUUCCCACUGUAAACUCUAUGUUGCAACUAUUGAUCAGAUUUUUCAAAAUGCUGUCUAUGGAUUUCUAUAUUUCUGAAAUGUCUUGAAUGCAGCACGAAUGUUUCUCAGUGUCUUCCUCGUGAUCUGCAUGAUGCUGUUUUUUAUAUAUAUUUGACCCAAAAAACAAACUGGAUGAUACUUGUAGUUGACAGCAUGACAGCAGCUCGUUGCCAUUCAACAUUACAGAUAAAACGCAUGAACCCUGCAAUGGUCGCCUUUAAAGCCAUGGACAUUAUCGAUGCUAACAGUGUGCCUGUCUUCAAGCUGUGUGUCCUCCAGAUACACCUCUCUACUGUUAAUAUUUAUGGAUAAUGGGACGUUAAAUGUGCUUUUUAAUCUUUUUCUCUACCUCCCUGUGUUUCUACCUCCUGCUCCAGUGCAUGUUUUACAUCUUUGUGAUAAAAAUCACGAAAAUGUUCAGUUACCCCACAAUUCAGCCAAGUAAAAUUGUCUUAAAAAGGCAAUCCAUAUGUUAAAAGUUUGCGAUUAUGUGCAAUAACAACCAUCUAAAAGAAAAGGUCUAAAAUCAAGCAAACACCGAAUUCACAAAGGUGGGUUUGGUUAUUUAUUAGUGAUCAGGAGCACCUGGUGUUAUUGAGGUUGAGAAACGCUCUCCUGUGUCUUCUCUGUCUGGCUUUUAAUCACUGUGUCUCUAUGAAAUUGCACUAUUUGCACAGACUCUUGUGCUCUUGUUGCGACCCCCGGAAUGAUCUGCAGUAUCAAGUCAAGUGUUGCUUUUUGUGAAAUGAUGGAAUAAAUAAAUUAUGUAAUAAGUCAUAAUAAAAUAUUCUUCAGUU